Molecule: messenger RNA, 3420 nt
Organism: Contarinia nasturtii (swede midge)
Lineage: Eukaryota; Metazoa; Arthropoda; Insecta; Diptera; Cecidomyiidae
Product: cryptochrome-1-like
Exons: 16
Coding region: 696-3011 (771 amino acids)
Biological process (GO): circadian regulation of gene expression; negative regulation of DNA-templated transcription; entrainment of circadian clock by photoperiod
Cellular component (GO): cytoplasm; nucleus
Molecular function (GO): FAD binding; DNA binding
Source: RefSeq, a predicted model, not a curated record
UCACGUGUCUACUGUUUGACGAAUAAAAUUAAAAAAAAACUUGAUAAAUAAAUAGAAUUGUAAGUCACCGUUGUGCAUAAUACGUAAAAUUGAAAGUGCAAAGUAAUUCAUUUUAAAUGUACCCUGUGAUUUGAUAUCAUCGGUAUCGGGUCACUAAAGCACUCUACUACUGUAACGUAAUACAUGGAUUUAAAAAAAGGUGGAUUUUUCGUCGUAGUAUUACAUAAAUAAAAUUUCUCACAUUCGCAUCGGAAUCGAUCAGUUCUUUUACUACAAAAAAAAACGUGAUUAUAAACACAGGAAAUUAAUUUGGUUUUCAAAUUAUCUUAAAAAGUGACAAAAUCAUGUAGAGUAAAAUGGGUUUUCUGCAAAAGACGUCAUUUCAAUUGAAAAAUGUGUCAUCCGUCUACUAAAUCGGAAUAUCUAUACACGUGAAAUUAAUACUUUCAUACCUUUAACCGUUCAAUUUACGUAAAAUAUAUUAUUUAUGUGAAGCAAAUUAAAAGAAAGAGCAGGAGUACGCUACCGGUCUGUUGAAAAUACUAAUCAACAUAUUUUUGAAUGGGAUUGUUUUUCAUUUGUUGAUUUUUUGGAAGUGUAACGGAAAAGGUUUAAUUUAUAAUAAGUGAAAUUAUUUCCUUUUAUUGCUCGUUUAAAAAAAAAAAAGACAUUUUGAACAUUUAAUAAGUAACACAAUGAAUACCAGUGCAUGCAUCACAAUGACUGAUCAAUACAAAGUUGGAACAUCAAAAGCGUAUCACGAUAAUAUAACAAUUACACCGUCGAAAGUUGUGCACAAGGAGCGACAUAUUAUUCAUUGGUUUCGUCGCGGUCUCCGACUUCACGAUAAUCCGGCAUUGUACGAAGGUCUGAGAAACUGCACCACAUUUCGAUGCAUUUUCAUAUUGGACCCUUGGUUUGCUGACAGUUCAAAUGUGGGGAUAAACAAAUGGAGGUUUUUGCUUCAAUGUCUCGAGGAUUUGGAUCAAAAUUUGAAAAAAAUCAACUCCAGACUGUUUGUCGUACGCGGUCAAGCCACAAAUGUUCUACCAGAACUGUUCAAAGAAUGGGGCACAACUUGUUUAACAUUCGAAGAAGAUCCGGAACCAUUUGGCAAGGAACGCGACCAAAAAAUCAUAAAAAUAUGUAAAGAUUUAGAUAUCGAAGUGAUACAAGUGGUUUCACACACAUUAUAUAAACUCGAAAAAAUAAUCGAGGCAAAUGGAAAUCGAACACCGCUCACAUAUAAUCAAUUUCAAUGUAUUAUCGAAACAAUGGAUCCACCGCCUGUUGCCGAAAUGGAAAUCUCACCUGAAUUGCUUAAGGCUGCAACCACACCACUAACCGACGAUCACGAAGACCGAUUUGGUGUUCCCAGUCUCGACGAAUUACGUUUUGACACAGAGAAUUUAAAACCACCAGUUUGGCAGGGCGGCGAGACAGAAGCGUUACAACGAAUGGAAAGACAUCUAGAAAGAAAGGCCUGGGUUGCAUCUUUUGGACGUCCAAGAAUGACACCUCAGUCCUUGUUGGCAAGUCAAACCGGCCUUUCGCCAUAUCUUCGCUUUGGUUGCUUGAGUGUGCGUGUAUUCUAUCAUCAAUUGAGUGAUUUAUACAAAAAGAUAAAAAAAGCACAACCACCACUGUCUCUCCACGGCCAAUUAUUAUGGCGUGAGUUCUUUUAUUGUGCGGCAACAAAAAAUGGUAAAUUCGACCGAAUGCGUGGAAAUCCUAUAUGUGUUCAAAUUCCGUGGGAAAAAAAUCCAGAAGCACUUGCAAAAUGGGCAAAUGGCCAAACUGGAUAUCCAUGGAUAGAUGCGAUAAUGACACAAUUACGAGAAGAAGGAUGGAUUCAUCAUUUGGCAAGACACGCUGUAGCAUGCUUUUUGACACGCGGUGAUUUAUGGAUUUCGUGGGAAGAAGGAAUGAAGGUUUUCGAUGAACUUCUUCUCGAUGCAGAUUGGUCUGUAAAUGCAGGAAUGUGGAUGUGGCUUUCAUCUUCGUCAUUCUUCCAACAGUUUUUUCACUGCUACUGCCCCGUUAGGUUUGGUCGACGUGCCGAUCCAAAUGGAGACUUUAUUCGUAAAUAUUUACCUAUUUUAAAGAAUUUUCCAACGAGAUAUAUCCACGAGCCUUGGAAUGCACCGGAAAGUAUUCAAAAAGCAGCCAAAUGCAUAAUUGGCCGAGACUAUUCAAUGCCAAUGGUGGACCAUUCAACUGCAAGCCGUACAAAUAUUGAACGUUUACGACAAGUGUAUAAUCAGCUUUACAAAUACCGUGACAUAAAAAUUAGCAAGAAAGAAUCGCAAAUAGUUUUGGAAAUGGUGAAAUCGACAGAUAAGUAUGUGGCCAAUUCACCGGUGAGUUUGAUGGACAUGCACAUGUACUCUCGAAAAUCGAAUUACAAAGGUCUGUUAGAUACGGAUGAAUGUCAAGGUAAUCAAUUGACCGAGCUCGGCAAUGAACAACACCAUCAGCGCAUUCGUUAUGUGGAAAAUGAUCACGUUGAAUCGGUCAAGGAGCUAAAGUACAAUAAACGUGUGAAAACAUUGAUUGAGAACGAAACAAAUAGAAACUAUAUUUCGCACAAUUAUCUAACUGAAAAUCAAGAUGAACUAUUAGAAGAAACACAAAUAUCUGAUCAAAUGAAACAACAGAGUAGACAAAAUGAAUCACAGCACCAGUCAUGUUAUGAACAAAAUAUCGGAUAUGCACCGAAUGAACAGCAAAAUCUGAUAUUUUGCGAACAGGUUGAAUGCGACACAAGAAACCAUUCAAAUCGAAAAGGACUCGAAAAUCAUACCGACUCGUCUCCGACAUACAAUUAUAUAAUACGGCAAGAAAAUGCACACAAUCCAAAUUCAAAGGAUAAUUUAAUCGAUGCGGUUCAAUCGAAUGACGUCAAUCAUUUGGCACAGCACUUCAACGAUCGCUUGCAAACACAUAGCCACCAUAACAAUACGAAGACUUUAUUGGCCACAUAUCAACCAAAUGAUACGUUCAAUGGUUAGUGUUCGUACUUACCGUUCUUGUUCUAUUUUCGAAGAAGACAUAUUAAGUGCCACAAAGCAAUUUUGAUAUUGUUUUAAUAUGAAAGUUUGAAAAAUGUUUAAAAACACAAUUAUUUGAUCUUGAAUCAAAACGAAAAGAAAAAAUGUUGCAUUUAUUUCAAAAGAAAAGUUAGACGAAUAAUAUAUCUUAGAGUUUUCAACGUAAAAUUAAUCGAUUUAAAUAUGAUAAAAAUUGGACUAGAGGCACAUUAAUCGUUUGUAAUCUGAUAUGAUAAAAAUAAAUAAGAGAGAAAAAUGUUGCAAACAUAAAUACCAGCUGAAAAUAUUGCACUCGUAUUAAAUGAUAAAAAAAAAUGUUGUAGGUGAAUAUAACAAAUAAAUAUCAAGGGGGAUAAAUUCCGCAUAUAUA